UUGAGCAUCACUGCAUUCGUCUUGAAGCUAAAAGCGCGUUGUGUGUUUCAGGGGAAGGUGGAGAUGUCUCUGGAGAUCGUGACGGAGCAGGAGCACGAGGAGCGACCGGCUGGACUCGGCAGGGAUGAACCCAACAUGAACCCUCACCUGGAGGAGCCUCAGCGUCCGGAGACCUCCUUCCUGUGGUUCUCCUCUCCCUACAAGACUCUCAAGUUCAUCCUGUGGAGGCGGUUCAAGUGGUUCAUCAUCCUCUUCAUCAUCCUCUUCCUCAUCUUCCUCUUCCUCGGCGUCUUCCUCUACUCCUUCCCGAACUACGCCGCCAUGAAGAUGGUGGGACCGUUCGGGCCGGCCAAAGCAGCAGAGUGACGAUCAAAGUGACGAGGGAAGUGG
Messenger RNA from Plectropomus leopardus (leopard coralgrouper), 390 nucleotides. The record is from RefSeq and is a predicted model, not a curated record. Lineage: Eukaryota; Metazoa; Chordata; Actinopteri; Perciformes; Serranidae.